AAGCUCUUUAUUUUGCGCAUGUACGGCUAAAGUGAACAUUACAUCGACUCCAAGAUGGCGUUAACACGGCUGACUUGCGUGCUGGUUCUCCUCAACAUAUAUUGCUAUAUCAGCAUCUUGGCAGUGAUGCUCACAACUUUAAAUCAAUCCCCAUGGGCCAAUGAAUUUGAAUCAAUUGAGCUGUCUUGCUUGAUAAAAUCAAUCUCCACAGUCAGUCCCAGGAUAGAAUGGAAGAAGAUUAAGGAUGGGAAACCAAGUUAUGUCUAUUUUGAGAAACAAAUAGCAGGUGACUUGGAGAACAGAGCAAAGAUUCGAGAGCCUGCGACUUUAGUCAUUCUUAAUGCAACAAGAUCAGACACUGCACAGUACCGCUGUGAAGUUACUGCCCCCGACGACCAGAAGAACUUUGAUGAGAUUCUGAUAGAUCUUGUCAUUAGAGUGAAGCCUGUGGUGCCCACAUGCUACGUGCCCAAGUCUGUGCCAGUGGGGCAGUCAGCCGAGCUGUCGUGCAUGGAGAACGAAGGCUUCCCCAAGUCCCAGUACCAGUGGUUCCGCAACCAUGAGGAGAUCCCUGAAGACCCCAAGAGCAGUCCCAAGUUCCUCAACUCAUCCUACGUGCUGAACAGCGCAAUGGGCACGCUGAAAUUCAGUGAUGUGAGAAAGGAGGAUGACGCCCAGUAUUACUGCAGAGCUAAGAAUGAGGCAGGCUUGGCUCAGUGUGCCCCACAGAGGAUGGAAGUGUACGACAUUAACAUCACCAGCAUUGUUCUGGGAGUGCUGGUGGUACUGGUGGUCCUCUUGUGUAUAACUGUGGGCAUCUGCUGUGCAUACAGAAGAGGUUACUUCACCACCCAGAAGCAGACAGGAAGCAAUUACAAAGCUCCAGGAAAGAAUGACGGAGUGGAUUAUGUCAGAACAGAAGAUGAGGGGGAUUUCCGACACAAAUCCUCGUUCGUCAUCUGAGGCAGGGUGAGGCGCAGACAAAGAAAGACAAGCAUGUUGGUGUUGUGUGCAGUAUCUCGGGCACACAACACGAGCCCAACACUCACACCCAGGAAAGACUCUUAGCAGCGCAGCUUUACAGCGCGCAUGCAAAAACACAAUUCAAGUUUGCCAAAGGUGACAAUUCAUCAUUCACCAGUUAGACACAUUCAUCUCUAUAGAAGACCCGUGAAAUUUCCUCUUUUUAACCUUUUAUCACUGAAUGAAAAAGUGUUGCUUUCUUUUCAAUAACAGCUUACUAGAAAUCCAACAAGAACUAGAAAAGUGGACAAGUAAUGAAAGUAAUAUAGUGUUAUUGUAUACAUUUUGCUUUAAAAAUUGCUUGUUGUUUAUAUAACUUUUGUUUUGUACCAGCUAAAUGUGUCAGAAUAUUUUUUGAUGGAAUAUAUUUUAAAAUGCCUAUAGAAAAAAUGUUUACUUUUUUAAAUAUUUGUAAAUUACUAACACAGAAGCCAGUACAUGUUUAAUGUAAUGGAAAUAAAUAACCAUUUAACCUCUCUGUAGUUAUCCUUAAACAGUCAGCCAUACAAAUUCUGUAGUUUAAUAAAUGACACUCAGCCAUUUGAUGCUUAGUUCCCAACCUUUCCAUGUUUAGCUCUAUUUUUCUUUACUCCAAAUGACCUUCUGUAACAUAUUCAGUUUUACAGUUUUCUAAUUUCGUAUAUAUUCUUACGUUACUGCUGGGAUCUAAAUAGUACUAGUGUAAGGUUCCAUGUUAAUGUUUGUAGAUAGUCUUAGCAUUUUAAAAAUGCCAGCAAAAAGCUGGAAAUCACUGUAAACAGCCAAUAUGGCAUGUCCUUCACUUUAAGUGUCCUUCUUUGCUCAUUGUUCUUCUUGUACAUAAUGAAUAUAAUGUCCAGGUUGUGCUCUUUUUUAAAAGUGAAGAAUAUUUUCAGUAUUACUUUUUAAUAAAACAGGUUUCUUGUGUUAGCUAACAAAAUGUUGUGCUAGUUGUAAAUAGACUGUUACCCAACCUGGUUAUAAACAGUGUUCUGUUCGGUUUGAAUGUAAAACCUCCAGAAAGAGGCAAUCAUGAUGCUCUUUCCAUGGUUUAGGGUGGAUGAACUUACAGCCUGAGCAUGAGAAAGAGAGGAGCUGCCUUGUAGGCUGCUAUCUUUUACAGCAGCAAAAUGGCACAUUUAUCAAAUAAGUCAAACAUGAAAUAUACAUUUAAGAAUAUCUGAAGUACAAUCAAAGCUGAUACAAGCAAUGGUGGUUCAUAUGUAAUAAGUCAGGCAUUUUUAAUGAAGUUUGAUCAUGCACAAGUAGUUAGUAAAAUAAGUAAGAUAAAGAAAAAAUUCCUCUUAAGUGCCUUCCAGUGUGGUUGAACAAGGAUAAAAAAGCAUCUUUAAAUUAUUGUAUGCUGUUACAUUUAAUAAAAGAUAUGUCACUGUUUAAUCCAACUACUUUCCAAAUCAAUUUAUAAUCCUUUUAAGUCAUAGAUAUUUGUGAAACAAUGGGUGUUUGAGAGGAUUGAUAUGAUGCUGUUUUCAAGUUUCAAGUUUGGUUUAUUUGUCACAUACAUAGUUAUACACAGUAUAACUCGCAGUGAAAUGGUUGAGAGUGCUCUGUCCAAACUGAGGAAAAAGAAAACAGGGGUGCAUAGAGAAAUAUUCACCAACUCCUAAAUAGAAUUUAGGUUACUCUGAUAUCCAGGACACUAAUCAGAUUAUUAUUUUUUUUGUUCUUUGUAAAUAGUUUUUAAAAAUCAGUUCUGUUGCAUUGAUGUGCAUCGAUUUGAAAAAUACUUUUGUGAUUGAAAUAGAAAUAGAGAUUUUAUUAUGCACUAGUGCCUAAAUAUAGCAUGAAGAACUGUUCAAUUUAGACAAAAGCACUAUUAUUGAUGCAACAAAUACACACUCAGAGACAAAUGUACAGUUUACACACCUAGGUACUUGAAUAGCAGAGUGGGGCAUAUGCAUAAACUGAUUACAUAACGGCAGUUAAGACAUUUAAACUGCAUUAUACAAGUUCCAAUUUACUAUUGUCACCUGAGUGUUCAGCUGGUAAAAGUAAAUUGGACUGACUGGUUAUGUGGAACAUUGAACAUAUUCAAAUAUUGACUGGUCUUGGGAAUAAGUGUAUCUGGAGGUUAAAUUCACAUAUUGUCUCCUUUCUAAUUUCUGGGGGUUUGUUGUUGCUUUAAGGACUUUACUGAAACAAAUUUCAUUCACUGAAUGUUACAUCUCUUUGGUUUGACACUAGUACUGACCCUGUGUGAAUUCUUGAGCAGUAUCUUAUGUUUGUGAUUAAUAAAACUCACUUUGUAAGA
This is a messenger RNA of Electrophorus electricus (electric eel), 3274 nucleotides long. It is a transcript of the gene jam3b, whose product is annotated as junctional adhesion molecule 3b. The record is from RefSeq and is a predicted model, not a curated record. Gene Ontology annotation, biological process: cell migration; cell-cell adhesion. Gene Ontology annotation, cellular component: plasma membrane; protein complex involved in cell adhesion; cell-cell contact zone. Gene Ontology annotation, molecular function: protein homodimerization activity; cell-cell adhesion mediator activity; protein heterodimerization activity. NCBI's taxonomy places the organism in Eukaryota, Metazoa, Chordata, Actinopteri, Gymnotiformes, Gymnotidae.